AUGUGUUCUCCAGCGCGUGCAGUCGGAUUCCACCCCACCCUGCCACCGGAGCUGUGGGACAUGAUACUCGGCAUGGUGGACCACAGCACCAGGCGGAGCCUCCGGCUGUCAAGCAGAGAGCUUUGUCGGAUCGUGACACCGUAUGUUUUUCGCGAAAUCCACUUCGACCUGGACGAGGGCGGGGUCGACGGCCUUGUCGCCAUCGCCUCGCACGGAGAUGUGCGUCAGUACGUACGAACCCUGGUGCUGCAGAGAAGGCGGGGUCUUCGAAAAUUCCCCGGCUUCAGUGAAUGGGAAGAUAGCAUCGACGCAGGGGCGCCUGCAACGCACGGGGAAGACGAUGGUGGUAAAGGCACAAGAGGGAGUGAUGAUGAUGGCCGCAGCGACGUCGGGGACGGAGACCAGUCGCUGCCGGAGGCAAGUGCCGCUCCGUCGAAGCACGAGGUCGGGGAAGCAAGACAGGGCUUAGUGUCUGUUGUGGGCGAAGAAGGAGGCGGUGUCAAUGGCUCGGGCAGCAUGAGUGGGGACCUACAUACGACAGGAGGCGAAAGAGUGGAAGAGGGCGAUGACGGCAGCGGCGGCAACCAGGCGCAACAGGCCCCUUGGCUUGCCCUUUCGCAACAGGAGCGGCAGUGGCUCUACGAAGAGUAUGAGGCCGACCGCGCGAGUGCCCAUGACUAUCGCUGCCGGCUGACAUGCUGCAUCCGCGUGGCAGCUCCCGGUUGCGCUGUUCUGGACGAGCGCAUCUGCCCGGGGCCUGCGCACGACGACCCGGCACAAUCAGUACUGGAUGGCUUGGAAACGGCCGUCGCCGGCCUGCCCAAGCUGAAGGAGUUCAGGCAUCAACCGGCGUACUUGUUCGACAACCUCUGGUCAAGACGCUGGCGAGACCUGCGGUUUACCAGUAGCGGUAUCGCCCGUCACACGGACGAGUUGGAAGAUGAGGAUAUAGAGGCCCUCCAGCUAUCACUCAGCCUACGAGCCUUGGGGCUCGCCCAUCAUGCGGGCGUCACCGUGGACUGCACCACGCUGUUCGUUUCCGGGCCGGCGUUCUGGGGCGCCUCGAACCUCCGUCGGCUGUGGGACUGGGACCACGCAUGUGACCGGCGAACGAGCCGGCAACAGCCGUUUUGGGGCUUGCUUCCUUUCGAUGACGAGGAACAGGCCGAGGUGCACCGCUUGAACGCGCGCUUUGGAAACCGAGAAGCGGCUGUUGCCUACAGAGAACACGUCAUCCGGGGUCUGUUUACCAUGGAGACCGCCUUCGCACGGUUGAGCACACUCGAUCUGGAAAUCAAAGGUGGCGAGAAUGAAAUGCUUACGAGCAUCGCCCCGUCGGUUGCGAGCUUUGUUACCCGCUGCGGCAAUCUCGAGCGCGCGCGUCUCGUUUUUCGCGAGGACGAGGUCUUCGAUGACUCUCCCCGCAUUGCCUACCCGCGAAUCAGGCGAGUAGACGGUAACGCAGCAGAGCAGCUGCUCACCCGGCUGGCCCGAGCCUGCUAUUGGCCAAGGCUCCAGAAGCUCGAGCUCUCGGUUGUCGUUGAGGAGAGCGUCCUCGUGAAAUUCCUGUCGAACCUCGCGCCAUCCCUCCGCCACCUCCUCCUCAAGCACGUCGCCCUGGUGCCUGGAGGCAGUCGUUGGGAGAGCCUUCUGUCACAACUGGCUACCCGUCUACAGCUUAGUUCCGUUGAGCUCUUCGCCCUCGAAGACAACGCGCGGCCAAGAGGGCGCAUCCUCUUGGCCCCGAUGCCGCAAUUCUGGCCCAGCACUGGCAAGAAGCCCGUUUGCUACAACCACUACGAGAGCGCGGUUACGGAUUAUGUCCUUAAAAGGUCUAGCACAGAGCUGCUGUUAGAUCCUGCAACUUUCUUCCGACAUCACAUACCGCAUUGUCUGUCGGCUCAAGCCUGGGUCAGUGAGUGUCGUAAGAGAAAGUCUGAGGCGAGUCGUGCAGUAGAAGCGUAG
Messenger RNA from Lasiodiplodia theobromae, 1965 nucleotides. Its product is annotated as Chromatin modification-related protein eaf7 protein. The coding region runs from base 1 to 1965 and encodes 654 amino acids. The record is from RefSeq and is a predicted model, not a curated record. Lineage: Eukaryota; Fungi; Ascomycota; Dothideomycetes; Botryosphaeriales; Botryosphaeriaceae. The transcript has a single exon.